AUGGACGCGUACCAUGGCGCCUGCUACAGCGCGCUCCUCUUGCUCCUUCUCGUAGCGCUCAUUGAGGCGACGGUCCCGGACGUACUGCUGCACUCGAUGUGGAGUGCGACGACGACGGCGACGACGGCGCUCACUACGCCCGGGAUCUGGGUCGACGUGCCCGGCGCGAGCAUCCCGGCCUUUCUCGCGCUGCCCAUGACGCUACUUGUCACGUACUCAGCAACUGUGUACCCGACCUCGGCGCAGCCGCCCGUUGCCAUCAUCGACAAGACCCGCCCGCCCGGUGCCGACGACCUCAUCUCGUUCCGCCUUCUAGUCGACGGGUCGCCGAUGCGGGCGUCGGGCGGCCUCGUCGGGC
Molecule: messenger RNA, 358 nt
Organism: Saprolegnia parasitica CBS 223.65
Lineage: Eukaryota; Oomycota; Saprolegniomycetes; Saprolegniales; Saprolegniaceae
Exons: 1
Source: RefSeq, a predicted model, not a curated record